Molecule: messenger RNA, 1413 nt
Organism: Rhodotorula toruloides NP11
Lineage: Eukaryota; Fungi; Basidiomycota; Microbotryomycetes; Sporidiobolales; Sporidiobolaceae
Product: peptidase cysteine/serine, trypsin-like protein
Exons: 3
Coding region: 1-1413 (470 amino acids)
Source: RefSeq, a predicted model, not a curated record
AUGACACUGCGGACGGUCUCGAAAGUGCGCCUGCUGCACUCUGCUUCUCGACAGAACGCCCGUCUCGUCAACUCGCACCUCUCCAUCAGCCCCGAUCUCCCCGUUACCGCCCCUCCUCCGCCGCCAAAGCCGGUGCCCUCAUCGCCCUCGUACACCCGUGUACCGCGUCCGCCAGGCCUGUCAGGACCAACUCGGAGGGAGAAAGAUGGUAUACACGCACCAGCACAGGCUGCGACGCCCGAGGCCGCUCACAAGGCCGGCAAGACGACUUGGACCGAUGACGGAGGAAAAGGGCGAGGACCGCUUGCUGGGGACCGUGCUGCCGCUCAGACCAGCCAGCAAGGCUCGGACGAGCUUGCAUCGGCUGUCGCGCUGGACCUCUUCCUCCUGAGGACGCUCUCGCAGCUCGAGGAGCGAGCCCAGGUGGGGCGAGGACAGGAGGGCGCGAUGCUUCAGCCGCCCGUACAGAAGGAUUGGGCGACGUUGCAGACGCUGUUACAGCAACAGCGCGAGCGCGAGGGCGAAGUUGUCGAGGGAACCGCACUCGAGUACGAACCGACGCCUCCGCCUUCGCGACGGAUUCGACUGGACGGCAGGGCUGGGCUUGAGGAUGGUGCAGUUGCAGGGCAGGAGGAGCAGGACGGCGUGGUUGUCGUAGCCCACGUGAUGGGCGGGCGGGAUACCCGGGUCAGCAUCUGCUCGGGAUUCGCGAUUGGCAGGACGCAGGACGGCGAGGGGCAGAUGAUCUUGACUUGUGCGCAUACGUUGGCUUCAAUGGCCAAGUUCGUCCCACCAGCGAGCGACAUCCCCUCCGCGACCUUCGUCCUUGCCUCGUCCGGCCACGUCUACACCGUCUCUUCCCUCGUCUCGUCACUCAGCGAGUCCGACCUUCUCCUUCUCCGGCUAUCUCCCGCCCCGAUCAAUCCCUCUGCCCUCCCAGUCCGCCCUCUCCGCCCACUUCCGAUCAAUCCGUAUCCUUCUCCUACCUCGACAGCCAUCUCUGUCCACCGCUACCUCAACCCCCUCUCCCGUCUCCGACGUAAACUGCAGAAGCUACCCGAGCGAGAAUGGUUCGAGGGAGAAGUGCGCGAGUACCGUGACCCGAUCGGACGGACGGCCGAGGUGGGUACGUACGACACGCUGCAGUCGAUGAUGAUCAGCUGUACGCCUACGCCGGGGAGUAGCGGAGGACCUGUGGUGGAUCGCGAGACAGGCAGCGUGGUUGGCGUGACGCGGGGCUCGACACACAAGUACGGUGACCGACAGCAGUUCGGGCUCGCGACUCCCGCCGAACGCAUCUACGACAUGUUUCCCCUUCCUGGCUUCAAGACGUCCGCGCAACGACAAGCCGAGGCUGAGGAGCGACGACGGAACGACAAGGGUGUGGAGGAGGCUCAGCAGCGGAGCAAGUGA